CGACGAAAGUGUUGAGUGACGUUUGAGGUUGCCACAAUCAUGUAUUUUUAGACAUCCUGAGAUAAAGAAAGUGCCUCAAGUGCCACAACAAAAAGGUUCUAUGGAUAAAGUGAAUUAAAAGUUUUUUUACUACUUAAAAACAUUCGAAUUUAGUUCUAUUAUUUAAUUCAAUAUGAGAUUAAAAACGGACUCUGCUUCAUGUUAACUUAUUUGUUGACUGCCCCAAAAACAGAGACUAAUAUGAUUGUUUUUCCUUGUCAAGUGACGUUUCUAACAACUUACUAAGAAUUUCAUUAAAAUGUUUCAAAGAUGUAGUGAAUAGGUAACCAUGCGUAGAAAACCGCUGCCGUCGGUCCGUGAAGAAAAUUCGAACCCAAAGACCUGGCGAAGUAUCUGUGAGAGUGACUGGGCUGUGUACACAAUAGUUGCCUCUGUGGGCGCACUAACUUACGCCAAUAGCCUGCACGGCGAGUUCGUGCACGACGACAUCCCAGCAAUCGUGAGCAACGGUGAUGUGACUGGUGCCAACCCGCUACUGCAAGUCUUCAGGAAUGACUUCUGGGGCACGCCCAUGUCAGAGCCUAGCAGUCACAAGUCCUACCGACCGCUAACUACGCUCACGUUCCGGUUAAACUAUUUGUUGUGCGGGUUUUCUGUGUGGUGGUGGCACUUGGGUAACGUGUGCUUGCACGCGGCAUGCUGCGCGCUGGUAGCCCGCGCCGGCGCCGUCGUCGCACGUCUGCAGCGGCCCUUCGCCGCUCUCGCCGCCCUGCUAUUUGCUGUGCAUCCUAUACAUACUGAAGCUGUGUCCGGUGUGGUCGGCCGCGCAGACGUGUUAGCCUGUGUCUUGUUUCUUUCUUCUCUACUUGUUUACCAUGGGUCGAGCCGACAACGCGUGUGGGCCAGCGCGGGACUUGCAGCGCUCAGCAUGCUGGCCAAGGAGACCGGCCUCACCGCUUUGCUUUUCAACAUCCUCUUCGACAUCUUCCGCUGCUGGGGGACCAUCACGAGAUGUGGGCUAGGUCGGUGUCGCUGGCGGGGCGAGGGGCAGGGCGAAGGCAUUCGGGGACGAGUGGCGCGGGCGGCGGGGGUGCUAGCGGUGGCGGCGGCGCUUCGGCUAUGCGUGUUGCACGGCGCGUUGCCUGCAUUCUCGCCGCAAGACAACCCGCCCGCCUUUCAUCCUUCCUUCCUAGUCAGGUUGAUGACAUUCAGCUACCUGGCGGCUUUCAACUGGUGGCUGGUGCUGUGCCCAUGGUCACUCAGCCACGACUGGCAACUGGGUUCGGUGCCGCUCGUGACCAGCAUAACUGACCCGCGCAAUGCGGUCACCCUGCUCGCUCUGGCCUCGCUCGUCGCGUUGUUUUAUUGCGCUCUAACAGAUAUCGAGGCGCAGCGGCGCACACCGGCAGCAGCGGGCUUGCUGCUGCUGGUGCUGCCCUACCUGCCGGCCUCCAACCUGCUCGUCACCGUCGGCUUCGUCGUCGCCGAGAGAGUGCUCUACAUUCCGAGUAUCGGCUCUAUAAUAAUAACGGCGUACGGGCUGCAAGUCCUGUGGCGGCGCUUCGGGCGUGCGCGGCGGCUGCUUGCACUAGGCGCGGCCGUGCUGGUGGCUAGCGGCGCCGCGCGCACGCAGUUACGCAAUUGUGACUGGCGCACCAGGGAGACGCUGCUUAGAGCAGACCUAUCGGUGUUGCCGCACAAUGCCAAACUACAUUAUAAUUUCGCGAACUUUCUCAAAGAUAUCGAGCAACAAGAGAGCGCCAUCAAACAUUACAAAGAAGCAUUGAAGCUGUGGCCGAGCUACGCGAGCGCGCACAAUAACCUGGGAACACUUGUGGUUGCGUCCGGCCGCGCCGAGUACCACUUCAUGCAGGCGCUCAAGUACAACCGUCACCACCUCAACGCGCACUAUAACCUCGCCAAGCUUUACAGGAAAAAGAAUAGAAUAAGUGACUCCUUGAAAAUGCUAGAGAGAUGCAUAGAACUGGAGCCCAGGUUCGUGCAGGCUUACCUUGAGCUGCUGCUGGUCACCCCGCUAGCAGAUAAGAGAGGAAUACUGGACAAGCUGCUGGAGCUGGAGCCCAGAAACUGGGAACAUCACCACAUGUAUGGCAACUGGUUAAAAGAGCGAGGUCUGUGGCCACUGGCUCUGCAGUACUAUAUGUCUUCGUUGCGGCUGUCGGUGAGUGCCGCGCCCUCCGUGCCCGCUGUGCCCGGCGCACGUCCCCGGCCCGGCGCACCUCCAGCGCCCGCCACGCCGCCAUCGCUGCGCUCCGCCUGCCUGUUGCUACGCAGCGCUGGCCAACACGCGCGUAUUUUGCAGCUCAUUGACAGAUGGGUGAGCUUGCGCAGCGACGAGGCGUCGAUGGCGCGGCGCUGGGCGCUGGCACGCGCUUGGCGGCUGCGCACCGAGCUCGCUGGCCGCGCCGCCAAGUACGCGCGCUCGCCUACGGUGAAACCCACUUGCCUACAUCACAGCAAACUUGAAGUAUUAGAAAGCUCGCACAAGUUUAACGGCAUCAGAGAUGACUCGAGCACUUUUCUGUACAAACAUGACAUAAAUAGUGUUAAACAUAGGGAAGAGGAGGGCAAAACGUCUGCAGUGAACAGCUGCCAAAGAAAUUUAUUGAAUGAUAACAAAAAGGAUGUGGCAGUCUCCGCACAGUACAAACCGAUACACAACAAAUCAGAGACAAACCACAAGCACAAAAGUUGUCGCCUUCAUAAAAAGAAGAAAAUUAAAGAACCCGCAUCAUUCGCUCCUUUUGUGUCGGACCAUUUUAUAAAGACUUAUUAG
Messenger RNA from Papilio machaon (common yellow swallowtail), 2797 nucleotides. Its product is annotated as protein O-mannosyl-transferase TMTC1. The record is from RefSeq and is a predicted model, not a curated record. Gene Ontology annotation, molecular function: protein binding; mannosyltransferase activity. Gene Ontology annotation, biological process: protein O-linked glycosylation via mannose. The coding region runs from base 329 to 2797 and encodes 822 amino acids. The transcript has 15 exons. NCBI's taxonomy places the organism in Eukaryota, Metazoa, Arthropoda, Insecta, Lepidoptera, Papilionidae.